AUGUCUCUCUCAUGGCACCAGCGGAAAAAUCGGUUGGCGUCGCUGCUCAAAACCGACGGAGGAGACGAAGAUGCAGAAGGACUAGCACUUGAUCGCCUCAUGCAUGGUCAGAAUGUAAUUGGGAAGACAGCGAAGACAACAGAGGUCGAUGCUCUGCGAUUCAAAGAUAGAGACCUUGAUGUUGUUGGAACCUUGGAAUAUGGUCAGUUCGGCGUGAUCGAUGUUGUUACAUGCAAAUUAGACAAUUGCGUCUACGUACGCAAAUCGAUCCAAAAGAAAUUUGCAUUGCGGACUAGAGAUCAAUGCUCUCCCCAAUUCGAGCGAGAUAUCCUUCUUCAAGCGUUGAAAACCGAUACACCAUGGGUGCCACAUCUUUUAUGUGCAUUUCAAACGCCCACUCAUCUCAGCCUGGUCAUGGAUUAUGCUGAAGGCGGUACUCUCUGGGAUGUUCUCGAAUCAAGUCCUCACGAUGGGCGGAUCCUUGAGUCCGAUAUGAUGUGGUGGAUCCCACAGAUUGUCAGUGCCAUCCACUGGUGCCAUCUUCAAGGCUUCGUGCAUAGAGACAUCAAACCUCACAACUUCGUUUUGACGCCAGAUGCACAUCUCCAGCUCAUCGAUUUCGGCUCUUCUGCUCCUCUUCUUCCUCCAAAUCCGGACGGCAGUCAACUCAUCGCCAAGCGCUAUUGCCUCGUUCCCUGCGGAACAUGUGAUUACAUAUCUCCCGAAAUUUUGCAGGCACACGAGGAGGCUCUUUUAGCUCUUGAGAUGGAAGAUGAAGAUGAACCCAUUAAGUUUGGAGAAACAAAGGAAACAGAAGGCUAUGGUCUUGAGACCGAUUGGUGGAGCUUGGGUGUCAUGCUAUAUGAAAUGGUUUACGGGGUUGCACCAUUUUUCGCCAAUGACAUUAGGCAGACAUACACUAGGAUAAUGAACCAUGAGAAAAGCCUACGAUUCGACCAAAAGGUGGACGUCUCACAUGAAUAUCAACAUUUUUUGCGGCGGUUACUGACACAUGCAAAACAACGUCUAGGUCGUCGAAAUGUGAUGGAAAUAACAGAUCAUCCGUUAUUUAACGGAGUUAAUUGGACCACUCUUUCGACCGUUCCAGCACCAGCUGACUUACAUCUUCCUCAGUUUACUUACGCCUCACCUGAGCAACCUGCGCAACCUGAUGAGAUACCAAUGAAUGAACCAUAUGAAGAAUCGGCGUCUCUCUCACAAGGAUUUGCUUUUUCAGCCUUUUUUCAGCCAUCCUCCAAUAUAUCACCAGGACUGUCGGUCUUGAGACCCAGUCCAGGUUCAACAUCCAAGCACCUUAACACUCCUCUGGCGGUAUCUACGGAGGGUGCCUCAAAUUCUGCGACCAGUUUUAUUGGAUUUUCAUGGGGUCCAAACCGAGAUGCCUUCCCUGACGAAACUCCAGCGGCGACGUCGGUUUUGUAUACCAGUCAAAGUUCAGAAACACAGCCAACACCAAGACCUCUCAUACGUACCCCUCUUCGCCCACAGCAAGUACAUCAAACACCCGGACCCUUCAAUCACACGCAUAACACACUUUCAGUUCCCCCAACCUGGGGCCCUGGUACAUUUUCCACCCCUGGUCCCUUCCAUGCAUUCAGUACGCCUGUGAAGGCUUACGCAGUUUCACCUUAUGCUACCCUCCCACGCACGAGUACAAUUCGUCGGACAGCACCCCGGCGGAACGUUUCGGAUCGCGAAGCUAUGAAACAGCUCGUCGACUGUGUCGGGAUGAGUGCGCGGAAAAAGGUUUUGGAGAGUGGGAGAAAGCCGAAAGUUUUGAACAUAUUCGGAAGCAAGGGCGCCAACUCGGGGCGACGUCGAUCCGGGUCUAUGACGGGAACUAUGAGUAAGGGAACAGACGGAACGAGGAAGGAGCUUCGGUUUGAUCGAUUCACGACCCCAAUCCCGCGGCCUGAUUACAGUGGUGUAAGCUCGAUAGGACGUUCAGCAGUCAUCCCAGAGCUAAAAUUCAUUAUCGAUGAGCACCACGACGCCUCCGAUGUCUCCUACCCAUACCCACCUCAGCAAAUUUACAAUGAAGAUACAGAUCAGUAUGUAUCUUCAGAGACGUCGGAUUCAGAAGGUGGAGGCCCACCUAGCCCUAGUCCGAGUCCUCGACCAGGGUCAGCCAUGUCAAUGAUGUCAAUGUCGAGACGAAGUGCUACUCCGACUGUCAGUGGCUGUUUCAGCUCAACGGGCAUGCUAAGCCGGAAGCGCUCUAUGUCUGGUUCAAAUUUGGUUCCUCUAGCGGAUCGCAGUGUCACGGCCACGACUACCACCACAUCCAGCGGUCUGCUUAGCAUUCCUUCUACUGGCGCCAUCAAUUUGGACUUUAAAAUUGGCAAGCCGCCGCCGCCAUUGGCUCAAGUCUCGCCAAUGAACAUGCCUCUUGGCGAACCCAUGAAGAUUGUGGAACGGACAUUUUCCCGACCUGAGGUCACGAAGGCGCAGGCACAAGAUAGUGACCCACAAGUAUCACUUGAUAACAAGUCUAGUUUUCCUCCCUUAUUGCUACCAAGACCUCCAGCUCAGACACAUCGUCGUAGGCAUUCAGUAGGCACGAAGAAGCAGGUUAACUCUAGUGGAUGUGACACGGAUUCAACUAGGCCUGUUUCUUUCCUCGAGGAAGAUGAUAAAUCUCUAGAUCGAAUGCCACCCCAGACCCAGACUCACCGCAGACGGCAUUCCGUUGGGACGACAAACAGGGGGUAUAACAUGGCUGAGCAAUCUUCUAAGGAAUGGUACGACGAACUGGAGAGGAGGCAUGCUACAAUCAUGGAAGAUAUCGAGAGUCUAGAGAACAGAUUCUAUGAAUUAUCACGCGUAGUGGGCAAUUGA
Psilocybe cubensis is the source of this 2859-nucleotide messenger RNA. RefSeq lists its product as uncharacterized. The coding region runs from base 1 to 2859 and encodes 952 amino acids. Gene Ontology annotation, cellular component: cytoplasm; cytoskeleton. The record is from RefSeq and is a predicted model, not a curated record. Gene Ontology annotation, biological process: peptidyl-threonine phosphorylation; actomyosin structure organization. Gene Ontology annotation, molecular function: ATP binding; protein serine/threonine kinase activity. NCBI's taxonomy places the organism in Eukaryota, Fungi, Basidiomycota, Agaricomycetes, Agaricales, Agrocybaceae. The transcript has 8 exons.